AUGGAGAAAACCGUAAAAAGAAUAAGAAAGGAGACUAAAGAACGUUGUAAGAAUUCAAAAUCUUCUUCACCUUCUACACCUCUAGAAUUGGAAACAAAUUUUGACUUGGUUGAUUCUUCAAGUGAUUCUGAAUUAGAAGAAACCAUGGAAAAUCUAGGAAGAACUCUAAGGGAAUUGGCGGCACCAAAUGUAGACCAACAACCGCUUUGCAUUCAAUAUCCCGAUUUGGAGGUAGCCUUUAAGCUAAAAUCAGGUUUGAUACAUUUAUUACCUACUUUGCACGGUCUUGAGAAUGAAGAUCCUCAUAAACACUUGAAAGAAUUUCAUGUGGUAUGUUCGAGCAUGAGACCACAAGGGCUAUCCGAAGAAAAAAUCAAAAUGCAUGCAUUUCCAUUUUCAUUAGCCGAUAGAGUUAACGAUUGGCUAUUCUAUUUGCCAUCCGGUUCUAUCACCACAUCGACGGAUAUGGCAAGAGCAUUCCUUGAUAAGUUCUUUCCCGCCUCAAGAGCCGCAAGUAUAAGGAGGGAAAUAUGUGGAAUCAAGCAAAAAGAUGUGGAGACUCUCCAUGAAUAUUGGGAACGGUUUAAAAAAUUGUGCGCGAGUUGCCCUCAACAUGGAAUUACCGAACAACUUCUCAUCCAAUACUUUUAUGAGGGAUUGUUACCCAUGGAGAGAAAAGUGAUGGAUGCCACUAGUGGAGGUGCUAUAGUGAACAAAACUCCUCAAGCCACUAGGGACUUGAUCUCCAUCAUGGCUACCAACUCUCAACAAUUUGGCUUCGGUCAAGAUUCAACAUCAAGAAGAGUGAAUGAGGUAAGUAGCAAUUCUAUCGAAACUCAAUUGUCUAAACUAACCUCUCUUGUUCAAAAAUUGGCCUUAGGAAAUGCACCAAAAGCCAGAGUUUGCGGAAGUUGUACUGAUCCAAGUCAUCCAACCAACAUGUGUCCAACACUUCAAGAGGAAUCUAAUGAGCAAGUCAACAUGGUUGGAGGAUUUCCAAACAGGAAGUAUGAUCCUUAUUCAAACACGUACAAUCCAGGAUAUAAGGAUCAUCCUAACCUUAGCUAUGGAUCAAGAAAUCAAAAUUUCCAAAACUCUAAUCAAAAUUUCCAAAACUCUCAUCACAAUUUCCAACAAAGAUCAGGAAAUUUCCAGCAAUCACCUCUCGUAAAGCAAGGUAUGUCUCUUGAAGAUAUUGUUAAAGAGCUUGCUAAUAAUAUAAAUGUUUUUCAACAGGAAACGAGAGCAAGUAUUCAAAAUUUAGAGGCUCAAGUAGGGCAAUUGGCAUCUUCAUUGAGCAAAUUAGAAUCUCAAGGUAAAUUGCCAUCACAAACAAUUGUCAAUCCAAGGCACAAUGCUAGUGUAAUAACCUUGAGAAGUGGAAAAGAAUUGAAAGAAUUUGAUGAUGCAAAAAGGCAUGGGCAAGCCUUAGAAGAGGGGGUUGAAAAAGAAAUGGCGACCUCAUCGUAA
This is a messenger RNA of Ricinus communis (castor bean), 1470 nucleotides long. RefSeq lists its product as uncharacterized. The record is from RefSeq and is a predicted model, not a curated record. The transcript has a single exon. Bases 1 to 1470 code for a protein of 489 amino acids. NCBI's taxonomy places the organism in Eukaryota, Viridiplantae, Streptophyta, Magnoliopsida, Malpighiales, Euphorbiaceae.